Molecule: messenger RNA, 2162 nt
Organism: Lepisosteus oculatus (spotted gar)
Lineage: Eukaryota; Metazoa; Chordata; Actinopteri; Semionotiformes; Lepisosteidae
Source: RefSeq, a predicted model, not a curated record
GUUCGCUCACCUCGGCUUCGCCUCCAGACCUCGUCUCAGGACCUCCAAGCGCGCGUCACUCGAGCUGCCGAGAGACCGGGGCUGUGAAGAAGAGGGGGGUGAAAUGUCGGACGUGACAGAGCCAUCCCCAGAGUUGGUCAAGUCACCUGUACCUGCUCCAGUCCUCGACGCCUCGCCGUCUACAGCCGCUGGCCCGGCGCGCCACCUAGUAAGACACUCAAUCGCGUCGCACGUUUUAUUAAUUCAAUUUUCAUAUCGUUAUGUUAACCCAAUUAGAAGGUGUCGGUGCCCCACUUACACAGGGACACACGCGCGCACACAGGCGCGCACACACACAAACACACGAACACGACGGGGAGAAAAAAAAAAACAGGGUACAUUUGGAAUAAACCUUCGGUUCCUUAUCCGGGGACUACCUUGCACGUUCUCAUUGGCCCGCCGUGUCACGUGGUAAAAGUAACUUUACAGGGUCGCUCGCUAGUAGGAGGGCUUUAUGGAGCAGAAAAACGACAAAGCUAGAAAAAUUAUUUUCCACUCCAGAAAUUAAUGAUCAUGAGCUCGUAUUUGAUGGACUCUAACUACAUCGAUCCGAAAUUUCCUCCAUGCGAGGAAUAUUCGCAAAAUAGCUACAUCCCCGACCACAGCCCCGAAUAUUACAGCCGCACGAGGGACACGGGCUACCAGCAUCAUCACCAGGAGUUGUAUCCUCCGCGAGCGAGCUACCAGGAGCGCCAGUUUAACUGUGCAAGCAUCCCAGAACCCGACACCCAAAGAGGGCAUGGGCUCCCUCAUCCCGGGCACCUGCUGGCUGGGAAGACGCAGCCGGCUGCCUGUGAGCCCCCACCGCUGCCCACGUCCCCCUCAACCCCGCCGGCUGUGCCUUCCGCCUGCAGCCAAGCCACACCGGAGCAUUCAAGCAACAACACAGCCUCCUCCAAGCAACCCGUAGUCUAUCCAUGGAUGAAGAAAAUUCACGUCAGUACCGUGAACCCCAGUUACAAUGGAGCGGAACCCAAACGGUCCAGAACUGCUUACACCCGACAGCAGGUUUUAGAAUUGGAGAAAGAAUUCCACUAUAACCGCUACCUAACUCGGCGAAGACGCAUCGAGAUCGCUCACUCUUUGGUUCUCUCCGAAAGGCAGAUCAAAAUCUGGUUUCAGAACCGGAGGAUGAAGUGGAAAAAAGACCACAGGCUCCCCAACACCAAAGUCAGAUCCUCGGCUUCCUCGGGCUCGUCCGCCGGCUCCUCCACCACCAACUCCGCCGCCGGCGUGGUCCCCCCGGCCGGCAACACUGUCGCGGCCGCCAACACUGUCGCGGCCGCCGACGAACUCACCCGGGUCUCCGCCGCGGAGCGAGGCGAGGAUAUUACAAGGGCUGGCAGGAGGUGAGCUCGUGAACUGAACCUGCCGCACAGAAAUGAGAUCAGGGAGAGGAAGCAGAAAACCGGACAUGUGCUUUACAGCGAGAGCGAGGCUGUCUGGUCAGUGCCCGCUUACAGACAUGCCCGCGAGAGUCCUCGGGGCCAGGCACCCAGCAGCAGAGAGGUGACUUGUAGUAAGUAAAUGUUCUACUGUAUGGGCUUUUCAUACCUGUUAAAACGUCAUGUCACCGAAGGGAGCGUGAAUGAAGGCCAACCAAAAAGCUUCGCGGCGUUGCUUCGGAAACACUUCAUGACUUACUACACGCCAUGAAUUUAAAGUAUACAUAUUGCAUAUUGACCUCGGAGCAGGGCCUGAGGUAUACCACAAAGUGUCACAUUUCGAGGGAGUUUGAGACUAGAACUCCCCCCCCCCAAAAAAAAAACAAAGCUCCAAAGCGUCUAUAAUACACUGUAAUGCAGUAUUCACAGCUUUUUCUGGAAAGGCGGAUGGGGGCGGGGGUGAGACUAGCAUAUGAGCAAUAAGUCUUUGCCUAUCUACUAAAACCCUAAACUCUUUCGCUUGGUUCAUUGGUUUCCAAAAGCGCAUACCGGCUUCUGAAGAUUUUUGGUUACUGAGACAGGAAAACGUGUUGAGUGUUACCUGCACGAGUGCAUUCUAGGGCUCGUGCUCCCUGGGACCCUGCCGGUCUGUUCCAGUACAUAUAUAGGCUCGAGCUCGGGACAGGAGGUCCCCGGGACUUCCAGUUUUGUGACGCUUCCGAUAAAUAUUUGAAGAGU